AUGAGAAAAGUGCGUCCACAAUUUCCCGAUUUAAAUCAUCGUUUAACUCUGCGUCAUUUACCAUCUAUUCAGCCAAUAACCAAGAGUACAGGACGUCAUUUAUUUUUAAAUUCUCUUAAUCAAACAACAAAUGACCGUAAGAAACAAUUAGGAAAAUAUGGUGGACUUGGUGGAGGAAUCGAUUCGAUCUCUAAACCUCGUACAAUCACCAUAGUAAAGCAUGGAGAAAAACCAAGAAAAACCAUCUCAAUUCUAUUAAACAGAAGGACAGUACAAACAUUUGAUCAACUACUGAGUGAUAUAUCAGAAGCAUUUGGAUAUCAAAAAUCUCGAACAGAUAAACUUAAAAAAUUAUUCAAUUUAAAAGGAAGGCAAAUUCAUAGCAUUGCCGACUUUUUUAGAGAAGAUGAUGUCUUUAUUGCCUCAAAUCAAUCUGAUGUCUCACCUAACGAAUUGCAAGAUAUUAUCUCCGAACUGUCACUGACCGAUUCUUCUAAAGUAAAACAACACUUAAAACAAGUACAAAACUUAACAACAACAAGUCCCGUCACUGCUGGAUUAAAACAGCCGCAACAGUCGAAUGAUCAAGUACCACCGUUAACGAUCGAUUUAAAAUUGAAGAAUGGUAUUCGAGAUAGUGGAUUUAUGGAUGACGAAGAUUUAUCGGGUCGAGAUUCAGAUAUGGCAUCAUCGUUAAGAAUGGUUAAAUUAAAUGUGUAUGAUACAUUUAAAGGAACUAAUACGACGACAACGAAAGAACCAUCAGAAGAUACACCCAAUCAUGACGAUCUUGUUAGAAAACUCAAAAAAACAACAAAAUCAAAUCAACAAUCAAUCGAAUUACAACGUGAAAAAGAUCGUCAACGUUUACGUGAUGAAGAAGAUAAACGAAAACGAUCGUUAGCGUUGAAUUUGAAUAGUACAACAACGCCAAAUGUACUCGGAGCAGCCAUUCGUCCAAAUGAAAAAGUGGCAAAAUUUGAACCGUUGACUGUUGAUAAUCUGAAUAAUUCAAUAAAUCAAACAGAUGAUAUAAAACGAUCAACAAAAACUAAAACACCUAUUGGUACAUUUUCACCUCAUUUCUAUUUGAAUGCCGGUUCGAAAGCAUCAAAACAUACAACAACACAAGCAACCGUUCAAACACCUAAAACAAGUCCACAACCACCUAAGACUGAUAAUAAUGAGAUACAGACACAGAAAAAAUUUAUUAUCAAAAAACGAUCAUUACAAAUAUAUCAGACUCCAUCUGUGAUAACAGAUAAAUAUGAUCUUGGCAAGAAAAUGGGUGAUGGUAAUUUUGCAAUUGUUAAACGAUCAAAAUUGAAGGGAACGGACAAAGAAUACGCCAUUAAAAUAAUUGAUAAAUCAAAAAUGAAGGGUAAAGAACAUAUGGUUGAUAAUGAAAUAAAUAUAAUGUAUCAAUGUAACCAUUUGAAUAUAAUUCGACUCUUUGAAGAUUACGAAACACCGGAUGAAAUCUAUUUAGUGAUGGAGUUGAUUAAAGGUGGAGAUUUAUUUGAUUAUAUUACAAAACAUCGACGAUUUGACGAAUCAACAUCAUCAUUAAUGGUCAAAGAUGUCGGUGAAGCACUACUUUAUCUACAUUCAAAACAUAUUGUACACAGAGAUCUCAAACCCGAAAAUCUAUUAGUUAUGCAACGAAGAGAUGGACGAAUAGCAAUUAAAUUAACAGAUUUUGGAUUAGCUAUGGAAGUAAAUGGAUUAAUUAAAACUGUCUGUGGAACGCCAACAUACGUAGCACCCGAAAUCUUAGCUGAAACAGGCUAUGGAUUUGAGGUCGACUGUUGGGCCACGGGUAUCAUAACGUAUAUUUUACUAUGUGGCUAUCCACCGUUUAAAAAUAUGGAUCGAAAUCAGGAAGAACUAUUUCAAAUGAUUCAACGUGGAAAAUUUACAUAUGAUCCUGAUUAUUGGAUUUCAAUAUCAGCAAGUGCUAAAAAUUUAAUUGAUCAUUUACUUGUUGUUGACCGUCAUAAACGGAUGAAAGCCGAAGAAAUUUUACUCCAUCCAUGGAUCAUUAGUCAAGGACAAUCGAAAACAUUAUCACCAAGAGGUUUAGAAGAAUUACGUACCACAUUAAAAACAAAAUAUGAGCAAAAAUCUAAAGAAUAUGCAAAUGAAAAUACAACUUGA
Didymodactylos carnosus is the source of this 2157-nucleotide messenger RNA. The record is from the annotation of a GenBank genome assembly. NCBI's taxonomy places the organism in Eukaryota, Metazoa, Rotifera, Eurotatoria, Philodinida, Philodinidae.